Molecule: messenger RNA, 1557 nt
Organism: Solanum tuberosum (potato)
Lineage: Eukaryota; Viridiplantae; Streptophyta; Magnoliopsida; Solanales; Solanaceae
Product: sodium/hydrogen exchanger 4
Exons: 14
Coding region: 1-1557 (518 amino acids)
Biological process (GO): potassium ion transmembrane transport; proton transmembrane transport; regulation of intracellular pH
Cellular component (GO): plasma membrane
Molecular function (GO): sodium:proton antiporter activity; potassium:proton antiporter activity
Source: RefSeq, a predicted model, not a curated record
AUGGAACUGUUCGAUUAUGUGAAUGAUAAUAGCAGCCAUGAGAUGGUGGUUUCGAUAACGGUUUUCGUCGCGAUUUUGUGUCUUUGUUUAGUGAUUGGUCAUUUACUCGAAGAAAAUCGAUGGGUUAACGAAUCCAUCACCGCCAUUAUCGUUGGUCUCAUAUCAGGGACAGUAAUACUUCUGAUAAGCAAGGGGAAAAGUUCUCACAUACUUAGAUUUAAUGAAGAAGUGUUCUUCAUUUAUCUACUUCCACCGAUAAUAUUUAAUGCAGGAUACCAAGUUAAGAAGAAGCAGUUCUUCCAUAACUUCUUAACUAUUAUGUCGUUUGGAGUUAUUGGUGUUUUCAUAUCAUCAAGUAUUAUCGCAUCGGGCAGCUGGUGGAUAUUUCCCAAGCUUAAUUUCAAUGGAUUGACUAUUCGCGACUACCUUGGUAUUGGAGCAAUAUUUUCGGCAACGGAUACUGUUUGCACAUUGCAGGUUCUUCAUCAAGACGAGACUCCGUUACUUUACAGCCUUGUCUUUGGGGAAGGAGUAGUGAAUGAUGCUACAUCAGUUGUUCUAUUCAAUGCAGUGCAGAAGAUUGAUGUCGCAAGAUUCAAUGGCUGGUCGGCUUUCCAUGUCUUUCUAGAUUUUCUGUACCUGUUCUCCACAAGCACUUGUCUCGGAGUUGUUGCUGGACUUAUAACAUCAUACAUUCUGAAGGGCUUAUAUUUCGGAAGACAUUCUACCGUUCGUGAAAUAUCGCUCAUGCUUCUGAUGGCAUAUCUGUCUUACAUGUUGGCUGAGCUUUGGAGCCUCAGUGGAAUUUUGACCGUCUUCUUUUCCGGAAUCUUGAUGUCUCACUAUGCAUGGCAUAAUGUGACUGAUAGUUCAAGAAUCACUACGAGGCAUGCAUUUGAAGCUAUGUCUUUCAUUGCUGAAACAUUCAUAUUUUUGUACGUGGGGAUGGAUGCGCUGGACAUUGAAAAGUGGAAAAUGAGCCAACAGAGUGUUUGGACUUCAAUGGGAAUAUAUAUUACUGUGCUCAUGUUGAUGGCUAUUGGGCGUGCUGCUUUUGUGUUCCCUCUCUCUGUUCUUUCCAAUUUCAUGAAUCGAAAUGCUACAAGAACGCCGCCAAUAACGUUCAAACAUCAGAUAGUAAUUUGGUGGGCUGGUCUUAUGAGAGGGGCGGUUUCUAUAGCCCUGGCGUUCAAGCAGUUCACUUUCUCUGGUGUCACUAUUGAUCCAGUACAUGCCGUAAUGGUUACGACUACAGUAGUUGUUGUACUCUUCAGUACUCUGGUUUUUGGCUUCUUGACAAAGCCACUCAUUCACCAUCUGCUUCCGCAUAAUGACAGUAGGAGAGGUAUAGACAGAGAAUCAUCUAUUUCAAAAGAGACACUUCCUUUGCUUUCGUUUGAUGAAUCUGCCACAACCAAUCUACUACGCGCGAAGGAUAGCUUGUCCAUGCUGCUUCAAAGACCUGUAUAUACAAUUCAUUCCUACUGGAGGAGGUUCGAUGAUACUUACAUGAGACCGGUAUUUUGUUCACCAACCAUAAACGAGGAGUCUGUAUAG